This is a messenger RNA of Neomonachus schauinslandi (Hawaiian monk seal), 2014 nucleotides long. RefSeq names its product membrane frizzled-related protein (gene MFRP). Bases 11 to 1771 code for a protein of 586 amino acids. The transcript is spliced from 13 exons. NCBI's taxonomy places the organism in Eukaryota, Metazoa, Chordata, Mammalia, Carnivora, Phocidae. The record is from RefSeq and is a predicted model, not a curated record. Gene Ontology annotation, molecular function: protein binding.
GCCUCGAGCCAUGAAGGAACGCUCAGAUACCAUCCUGUGCGUGGAGGUGACAGAACUGAGCAAGACUGAGUUCUGCAAUCCUGCCUUUGAGCCUGAAUCGGGGUCACCGUGCCCUCCAGCGGCUUCUCGGGAGGACGCCGGCCGCAGCAUCCCGGCUCCCUGGCACGGUCGGCGCCCCCGAGGGCUGCAGCCCGACUGCCGCUUCUCCUGGCUGUGCGUCCUUCUGCUGGCCGGUGUGUUGGUCCUGCUGCUCGGGCUUCUGGCGGCCAUCAUUCUAGCCCAGUUGCCGGCUACACCCCUGUCUGGGGCCUCCUAUCAGCCACUGCCUGCCCAAGGCCUGACCCCCAGCGGGACCACCACCCCCACCACCCCCUCCACCACCACCACCACCUCUCCGGCAUCUGGGAACCCAAAAGGACAGCUGGAGGAGGCAGGCAUGAGCCCCUCACCCCAGCCCACCUGUGGGGGCCUCCUUCCUGGCCCAAGGGGCUUCUUCAGCAGCCCCAACUACCCAGACCCUUACCCACCCAAUGCCCACUGCGUGUGGCACAUCCAGGUGGCCGCAGACCAUGCAAUACAGCUCAAGAUCGAAGCGCUCAGCAUGGAGAGCGUGGCCUCCUGUCUUUUCGAUCGCUUGGAAAUCUCCCCUGAGCCUGAAGGCCCCCUCCUCAGAGUGUGUGGGAGGGCGCCUCCCCCCACACUCAACACCAACGCCAGCCGCCUCCGGGUGGCAUUCGUCUCUGACAGCAGCGUGCAAGGAUUUGGUUUCCACGCCUGGUACCAGGCUGUGACCCCCGGGAACGGGAGCUGUGCUCACGCCGAGUUCCCCUGCGACCAGCUCGUCUGCCUGCUGCCUGACUCAGUGUGCGAUGGCUUUGCUGACUGUGCUGAUGGCAGCGACGAGACCAGCUGCAGUGCCAAGUUCCUGGGGUGCGGGGGGAAUCUGACUGGGCUCCAGGGCACUUUCUCUGCCCCCAGCGACCCGCAGAGGUACCCUCACCACCAGCUCUGCACCUGGCACAUCUCGGUGCCUGCAGGACACGGCCUAGAACUGCGGUUCCACAACUUCAGCCUGGAAGCUCAGGACGAGUGCAGGCUGGACUAUGUGGCGGUGUAUGAGACCAGCGACGCAGGGGCCCUUGGCCUCCUGGGCAGGUUCUGUGGAGCAGAGCCACCACCUCGCCUCAUCUCCUCGCACCAGCAGCUGGUGGUGCUCUUUAGGACAGACCGUGGCUUCAGCACCGGGGGCUUCUCUGCCACCUACCGGGCCCUCAAUGCCACAGAGAAUCCCUGUGGGCCCGGAGAGUUCUCCUGCCGUGAUGGAGGGUGUAAGAGCGUGCAGUGGACGUGUGACACGUGGAGUCGCUGCCUGGACAGCGGUGAUGACAGCUGCAGCAGCCCCUUGCUCCCACCCCCAGAGCUGGCUUGCGAGCCCGUCCAGGUGGAGAUGUGCGUCGGUCUGAGCUACAACGCCACGGCCUUCCCAAACGUCUGGGUGGGCAUAGCCACCCAGGAGGAGGUGAUGGAGAUCCUCAGAGGUUACAAGAGCCUGACAAGUCUGCCCUGCUACCAGAGUUUCCGGAGGCUCCUCUGCGGGCUGCUUGUGCCCCACUGCACCCCCAUAGGCAGUGUCCUUCCCCCCUGCCGCUCUGUCUGCCAGGAGGCUGAGCACCAGUGCCAGUCUGGCCUGGCUCUACUGGGUACCCCCUGGCCUUUCAACUGCAACAGGCUACCUGAGGCGGCUGGCCUGGAGGCUUGUGCCCAGCCCUGACCCUGAGGCAGGCCCGUGCCCCUCUGCCUGCCCAUCCUCCUUUGCCGAUCAGGGCGGGCAGGCAGGGGACAAAGGAAGGAGGACCAGCAUGGGACUCUGCCCAUCCUGUCUGGAGCCUCCCAGGGAAGGAAAGAGAAGUCCUCGGCAGGACUAAUGGAAGCUUCCCUGUCCCUUUACUUGCCCGAACUCCACACGGUGCCAUUGCCCGUGAGGACUGCUUCCCACCCAAGCCUCUGACCCCAA